Panicum hallii is the source of this 2010-nucleotide messenger RNA. RefSeq lists its product as uncharacterized. The transcript has 5 exons. The coding region runs from base 160 to 1860 and encodes 566 amino acids. NCBI's taxonomy places the organism in Eukaryota, Viridiplantae, Streptophyta, Magnoliopsida, Poales, Poaceae. The record is from RefSeq and is a predicted model, not a curated record. Gene Ontology annotation, molecular function: glycosyltransferase activity.
GAUCUGCUCUCCUCCUCCCGACCUCCGUUUGUUUCCGGGACAGGCAAGGAGGGCAGAAACGCUGUAGCUCUCUGAUGGCGAUGCCAUUUUGGCAGUAGCUUUUUAGCUCUGGACAACGCUCGCUAGCUUAUGACAAGAAGCUAGCAGCUAGCUAGCUAGAUGGCUGCGCUGAGCCGCGGGGCGGCGGCGGGCACCAAAGGCGGCGGCGGCGGCAAGCAGGUGGGGAGCAGGGUGCUGUUCGUCACCGUCGGCUGCUUCCUCUUCUUCCUCGUCUUUCUCCUCUCCGCCCGCCCCGACGCCGCCACCGUCCUCGGCGCCCGUCGAGGCGACGUCCGGCCGCGGCAGCGGGUGGGGAGCCACGGCGACCUGCAGCGGAGCGCCGAGCAGAGCAGCGGCAUGGCAGCCACGGAACCCUUUUCUUCAGGGGCCGGCGGCGCGGUGAUCGGAGCGGAGAGGAGCGACGACGUCGAGAGAGAUGCGGCGCCGGAGGACGCAGAACGUGAGAGCAACGCCGCCGCCGCCGCUACUCCCAACUCCGACGAGGGAGCGGAACCACCGGCCGCCGAGGACGCGGACCGAGACAAAUCCUUGCGGACCGCGGCCGCCGUGCAAACGACGCCUCCUCCGCACGGACUUCCAGGGGACACCACGACGCGUGCGGAUGCAGCGGACCGGCAGCGGCGGCCGCUGUGCGACACCUCCGGCUUCCGCGCCGACGUCUGCGACCUCGCCGGCGACGUCCGCUUGGAUGCCAACGCGUCGGCUUUCGUCGUCGUCGUCGAUGACGCGGCGCGCAGCGCGGGCGGGCAGACGUACAAGGUCCGGCCGUACCCGCGGAAGGGUGACGCCACGAGCAUGGGCCGCGUCACCGAGAUCGCCGUGCGGGCGACGGCCGGCGCCGGCGCGGGGGCCGCGCCUCGGUGCACGGCGACGCACGCCGAGCCGGCGGUCGUGUUCUCCAUCGGCGGGUACGCGGGCAACCUCUUCCACGACUUCACCGACGUCAUCGUCCCGCUGUACAGCACCGCGCAGCGCUUCCGCGGCGACGUGCGCCUCGUCGUGGCCGACGCGGCCCCGCGGUGGCUCGCCAAGUACGGCGCGCUCCUGCGCGGGCUGUCGCGGCACGCGCCGCUCGACCUCGCCAAGGCCGCCGCCGCCGGGGAGGUGCACUGCUUCCGCCGCGCCGUGGUCGGCCUGCGCGCGCACCGGGAGCUCAUGAUCGAGCGGGAGAGCGGCUUGGACGGGGGCGGGAUGCCGGACUUCACAAUGUUCCUCCGGCGCGCGCUCUCGCUGCCACGCCACGCGCCCACGCGCCCCGGCGGCUUGGUCCCCGCCCGGAAGCCCCGCCUGCUCAUCGUCUCCCGCCGCGGCACCCGCCUGCUCCUGAACACCGACGCCGUGGUCCGCGCGGCGGAGGAGGUCGGCUUCGACGCCGUCGUCCACGAGCUGAGCGCGGGCAACGGCGACGACAUCGCCCGGGCGGGGCGGCUGGUCAACUCGUUCGACGCGCUGGUGGGCGUGCACGGCGCGGACCUCACCAACAUGGUGUUCCUGCCGCCGGGCUCGGCGAUGGUGCAGAUCGUGCCGUGGGGCGGGCUGCGGUGGAUCGCGCGGCUGGACUUCGGCGAGCCGGCGGAGGCGAUGGGGCUCCGGUACACCCAGUACGAGGUCGCCGUCCACGAGAGCACGCUCAAGGAUAAGUACCCGAGGGACCACGAGGUCUUCACCAACCCGACGGCGCUGCACAGGAAGGGCUUCACGUUCAUGAGGCGCACGUUCCUGAACGGCCAGGACAUCAUCGUCGACGUCGACCGCUUCAGGGCGGUGCUGGUCCAGGCGCUCGAGAACCUCGCGCAGUAGGUAGCUGUUGUGUGCGCCGCGCACGCAUGUGUAGUUUGUACACAAGGAUAUGUGUCGAUACAUUGUAGAUGGAUGUCUGUAUGGUCACACAGGACACAAAAAGGUGACCGUAAGAAUGGUAACAGGAGCCUGAAUCGUCAUGGCUAGCUA